AUCUCUCUUCUUGCAACAUGAAACACAACGCGUGGAUAACAACGAAAGUAGGAAAGCCAAAAAAGGUUGCAAAAAAUGCAUUUUUAAUGGUGUUAGAUUUUGGAUAAACGUGAUGUGGUUUUAUAAAAGUGUGUAAUGGAUGAUAUACUAUCUGCUGCGUUAGGUCAGAGCGGGCUAAACCUUUCAUUUUUGGAGGAACAACAUGAAUCAGUUGGUAAAACCUCAACGAAUUCGCAGGUAACUAGUAAACACAACAUUGUAAUAAAUGCAGGAAAUCCUGUCCAAAAUGAAGAAACUGGUGAAAACGAAGACGUCACUGAUUUAUUAAAUCUUCUUGAUGACCCAGUCAACCCUGUGACAACAUCAAAACUAACUCCUGGUAGCAGCAAUGGUAGUGAUAUGUUAAAUUUUUUAUUAAACUACAACUCUGACGAGGAGGUAAAUACCCCGACAACAGUUCCGUCACCAUCACUUGAAAGACUGUUAGAAAAUACUUCAGACUUCAGAGGAUUGUCAACGCAAUUUCCAAAAAUAAAACCUCAGGUUGCUAAACCAAAAAAAGUUAAUCCACCAAACUUGGGAGGUAAAAAUAUCAUGUGCACUUCACCAAAGAUUUCCCUGCAUACACCUCAAAGAAUUAAUAAAAGUAUAUCAGUUAUAUCUAGAUCUAACCAAAUUAUAAUAAAUAAAAUCAGUAGUAACAAAACUAGUAGAUCCAACUCACCAGUAACAAGAUUAACAACACCUAGUGGUGUUGAUCUGACUAAAAAUGUGAACUCAACUUUUCAAAAAGACGAAAUUACUGACUUAGAAAGAAAAAAACAGUCAAUAGAACACGUACUAGCUUCUCCAAAUUUGACAUUACGGGAAAGGGAAUUUAUCAUGAAGACUGCAUUAUCUCAUAAUGUCAAACCUACACUUCCACCCAACAAUUCUUCCAGGGGAUUGUCGUCAUUGUUGAACAUGUCCCUGAAUCAAAAGAUAGAGAAUAAUGAGGAGGAAGAUGAUGAAGAUGAAGAAAAUGGGAUGAUCCGCUCUGAAACUUUUGCAGAGUACAUGCCAGCUAAAGUAAAAGUUGGAUACCUUCAUCCUGAUCCUGUUGUUGAAACCAGCUCUAUGGCAAGCGUUGCUCCGCCAGAUGUUUGGUAUAGUUUGCAACUUCCACUGGAUAUAAUUAACGAAAGAAAGUUAUCUGCUUUGCAACUCGAAUCUGUAGUUUAUGCAUCACAGCAGCAUGAGAAAUUGUUGCCUAGUGGCAAACGUGCUGGCUUUCUGAUAGGUGAUGGAGCUGGUGUCGGAAAAGGCAGAACAGUAGCAGGAGUCAUAUUUGAAAAUUAUUUGCGUGGGCGUAAAAGAGCUAUCUGGUUGAGUGUAUCCAACGACUUGAGAUUUGAUGCCAUUCGUGAUUUAAGAGAUAUUGGUUGUCAUGCAAAAGUUCAUGCUUUAAAUAAGUUCAAGUAUGAUGAUAAAAUAACUUCAAAGGCAAAUGGCAAGUUUAAGAAGGGCUGCAUCUUUUCCACAUAUUCAGCCUUAAUUGGCGAAACCAGUGGUAAAGCCCGAUUUAAAAGUCGUUUGGACCAACUCCUACAUUGGUGUGGAAAAGACUUUGAUGGAGUUAUAAUAUUAGAUGAAUGUCAUAAAGCAAAAAAUCUGAUGCCUGUUGGUUCUUCAAAACCGACAAAAACUGGAUUAACUGUUCUAAUGCUACAAGACCAGUUGCCAAAAGCUCGCGUGGUAUAUUGUUCUGCUACAGGCGCUUCUGAGCCCAAAAAUAUGGCAUACAUGAACAGACUUGGCCUAUGGGGUCAAGGAACCGCCUUCCGUGACUUUGCAGGUUUUCUCCAGUCUGUUGAAAAACGUGGUGUUGGUGCAAUGGAGAUGGUAGCAAUGGACAUGAAGCUUCGUGGCAUGUAUAUUGCUCGCCAACUGAGUUUUGCUGGUGUCACAUUCGAUAUUAAAGAAGUUAAAUUGUGUUCAUCGUUUAUUGAGAUGUAUGAUGCAUCUGUAAAGCUAUGGCUUGAUGCUCGAACCAAAUUUGAAGAGGCAGCUAAUUUAGUUGGGUUGGAUGGAAAGGGAAGAAAGACUAUGUGGGGACAAUUUUGGUCAGCCCAUCAGCGUUUCUUCAAAUAUCUGUGCAUAGCAGCUAAAGUUGGAAAAGCUGUGAUCAUUGCUAAAGAGGCAAUUGAAACAGGAAAGUGUGUAAUCUUUGGUUUGCAAUCCACUGGUGAAGCUAGAACUCUAGAUCAAAUUGAUGAAUUAGGGGGUGAAUUAAACGACUUUAUUUCCACGACAAAAGGGGUGUUUAGCACUUUGGUUGAAAAGCACUUUCCAACAACUGAAACUGUUAACAAUUGUUACAAUACAGAAGUUGAUGAAAGAAAGAGAAAACGUGAUUGGCGCAAACCAUUAAGAAAAUCAUCCAAACGAAGGAAAGUGGUGAAUGGAGAUGUUGAAUUCAUGACAUCUGAUAGCUCUAGUGAGAGUGAAAAUGAAAUUGAAAGUGCGAAUGAUUCGAAUAAAGAUACCGUUGAUUCAACACAAUCAGAGAAAGACAGUGAUGCUGAAAGCGAAAGUGAAGAAAAGGAUCCCUUUGCUGAUACUUCUUCUGGAUCUGAUGACGAAGAUGCUUGGCUGCGGGCAGCUGACAACAAAAAAGCGAAAAAAGAAGAAAAAAUCAGUAAACUGAAGCUAAAAAGGGUGGGAACGUCUGUUGAUUCAAGCAUGAACGCACUUGCCGCAGCUGGAUUCAAUCUUGGUAGACAAUAUUCAUGGACGAAUACAUCACUAUCCGGCAUGGCAUCCACAGAGAACAUGAAGAGCAAUCGAUCAGAUAAAGUUGUUGCUCCGCAGGGUUUGUCUCAGCAAAUUUCCAAUUUGAAACGUUCCCAAUCGAUGAAGUUUGAAACCAAGUCGCAGCAGUGUCGACAAAUGAAACAAAGCCUUUUGGAUCAGUUGGAAAUCAUUGCACCGUAUUUACCGCCAAACACUUUAGAUGAACUAAUCGAUGAAUUAGGCGGACCUGAAUACGUUGCUGAGAUGACUGGCAGAAAAGGCCGUGUCGUCGCCAAAAGCGACGGUUCUUUUGCCUAUGAACCAAGAAGCAAAGAUGACGUUCCGUUAGAAGUUUUAAAUGUUGAGGAGAAGAAAAGAUUUAUGAGAGGGGAAAAACUUGUUGCAGUGAUAUCUGAGGCUGCAAGUUCUGGCAUAUCUUUGCAAGCAGAUCGCAGGGAACAAAAUCAAAGACGAAGGGUACACAUAACUCUGGAACUACCAUGGAGUGCGGACAAAGCCAUUCAACAAUUCGGUCGAAGCCACAGAUCAAAUCAAGUAUCUGCGCCGGAAUAUUUGUUUCUCAUAUCAGAAUUGGCUGGUGAGCAAAGAUUUGCGUCUAUUGUUGCGAAAAGAUUAGAGAGUCUGGGAGCCUUGACGCAUGGUGACCGAAGAGCAACAGAGUCACGUGAUCUCAGCCGUUAUAACUUCGAUACGAAAUAUGGACGUCAAGCACUAGAUGUUGUUUUUAAGUCUGUUAUUGGCCAUGAAAAACCUUUGGUGAAUCCGGAACCACCUACGUAUAAAGGCGUCUUCAUGGAAGAUGUCAAAAAAAGUUUGAUUGGCAUUGGACUAGUGCAGAAAGAUGAAAGGACAGGUGUUUAUUCAAUAGCUGACAAAGAUUACACGAAUAUCUCCCGAUUUCUAAACAGAAUAUUAGGUUUGACCGUAGCUCUUCAAAAUGCUUUGUUUUCGUACUUUACUGAAACGUUGGCUGCUGUAAUUAAAGAAGCAAAACGGUCUGGAAGAUGGGACGAAGGGAUUGUAGAUCUUGGCUCUCAGGGAGAAUCUGUGGUGCAGAGUGAAGUUAAAACAUUCCUGUGUCCAUCCACUUGUGGUCAAGUAACGACAGAACUGAGAACGGUAAGCGUCGAACGCGGACUUUCUUUCAGCAAGGCUGUUGAUAUGGCCAGACAAUGCCAGGAUCCAAAUGAGGGUUUUUAUCUUUCUUCACAGCUUCGCAAUGGAAAAAAGACCGCAGUUCUGAUAUUGAGACAAGGUUCUGCGAAGAAAACUAAUUCCUACACUUACUCAGUGUAUCGGCCGAACAUCGGUCUAGUGCAAAAAGCUGAAACGAUAAAAGAAAUCCGAAAGAAAUAUGAGAAGGCAUCGGCAAGUGAUGUUGAACUAAAUUGGAACGAACAGUACGACUAUUCUGAAAGCAACUGUUCUCACGCGUUUUGGCGUGGAUAUUGCAAAAGAAAACUCGUUGGCCUUUCCUGUGAGGUCGGUGCUCGCAAGAAAACCUGUCAUAUUUUGUGCGGUUCAGUUUUGAGCGUGUGGUCGAAGGUGGAAACCAUCCUGUCUUGUCAGCCAGGACCGCACUCAAAAAUGCAAAUCAUUCGAUCCAAACUUGACAACGGCCUAAAGUUAGUAGGCUUGCUUAUACCAAGUAAUUGUAUCGAUGCUUUGGUGCGAGUUUUAACUGCCGACGAUACAAUCGAACAACAAUUCUAGAAAUGGCUGAAUACGCCUUAUACGAAAUGUAAAUAAAUUCAAUAUACCGUUUUGCUAGCUAAGUCUUCUUUGUUGAUAUUUUGUUUCUCGCAAAUACACUUUUUUAUGGCAGUGAAGGAGGAAUUUCUAACGCAUUGUUAAAAACGCGAAUGUUAGUUGGGUUUUACUUUGAAAAUAAUUAUAUCUUUUUUUGUUUAUAAAAAAAAGUGAUAUGAAGUGAAGAAUGUAGAUUAUUUAUAUUUCAAAUGAAAAAGAAAACUUUAAAGACAA
Molecule: messenger RNA, 4776 nt
Organism: Hydractinia symbiolongicarpus
Lineage: Eukaryota; Metazoa; Cnidaria; Hydrozoa; Anthoathecata; Hydractiniidae
Product: protein strawberry notch homolog 1-like
Exons: 34
Coding region: 136-4506 (1456 amino acids)
Biological process (GO): regulation of DNA-templated transcription
Cellular component (GO): nucleus
Molecular function (GO): chromatin DNA binding; histone binding
Source: RefSeq, a predicted model, not a curated record